Messenger RNA from Lotus japonicus, 1888 nucleotides. RefSeq names its product histone-lysine N-methyltransferase SUVR5-like. The record is from RefSeq and is a predicted model, not a curated record. Gene Ontology annotation, cellular component: nucleus. The transcript has 12 exons. NCBI's taxonomy places the organism in Eukaryota, Viridiplantae, Streptophyta, Magnoliopsida, Fabales, Fabaceae. The coding region runs from base 59 to 1888 and encodes 609 amino acids. Gene Ontology annotation, molecular function: histone methyltransferase activity; zinc ion binding; protein binding.
UAAUGACAUAAAUGGACCUUGCUUAACCUCUGAGAACUCUCUCUCCAUAGUUGAUUUGAUGGAAAGACUAUCGUCAAACACCGGUAGGGAAGGAGCGCUGUCAUUUUCUGAACCCACUUGGCUGAAGGAGGAAGAGUCUAUGGCAUUAUGGGUCAAGUGGAGCGGGACGUGGCAGGCCGGCAUAAAAUGCGCGAGGGCGGACUGUCCAUUAUCAACAUUGAAAGCAAAACCGACUCAUGAAAUGGAGAAAUAUUUCGUCAUCUUUUUCCCUGGCACAAAGUAUUACUCUUGGGUUGAUAUGCUGCUUGUUCGACCGAUCAAUGAGUUUCCGCAGCCUAUCGCGUAUAAAACUCAUCAGGAAGGAUUGAAAAUGGUAGAAGACUUGACUGUUGCGCGGCGGUUCAUAAUGAAAAAGCUAGCUGUCAGCAUAAUGGACAUUGUUGAUCAACUUCAUUCGAAUGCUUUGAUAGAAACUGCUUGUGGUCUGAUGCUCUGGAAGGAACUUGCUAAGGAGGCUUCUCGUUGUAACGCUUAUUCGGAUUUGGGGAGAAUGCUUCUGAAGCUACAAAAUAGCAUAGCGCCGCGGUACAUAAGUGCUGCCUGGGUUAAUUCUUCAUUUCACUCUUGGGUGGAACGAUGCAAGAAUACAAACAGUGCUGAAUCAGUAGAGCUGCUGAAGGAGGAAUUGUCUGAUUCUAUUCUGUGGAGUUAUGUGAACAGUCUCUGCGGUGUGCCUGUGCAACCAAAACUUGCUUCUGCUUGCUGCGAUAUCAAUAUUUUGUCGAUUAUUUUCUCUGCUUGCUGCAAAGUUAGCCUUCAAGUCUCACUAGAAGAGAAAUAUGGGAUUUUGCCCGAAAGUCUCUGCCUGAAGGUGGAAAAACUUUGUAGCGAGUAUGAAGUUCUAGUGAAUUGGCUCCAGGACGGGUUCAUUUGUCCGAAGGGCUGUAAGGUGUAUGAGUUAGACCGCAUCAUCAAUUCAGACCCUUUAAGAUCAGGCUCAUUGCAAAAAGGUAGAGUCCUAUGUGAUGACAUAAGCUUUGGGCUGGAAUCAAUUCCAGUGAUUUGGGUUGAAUAUUUUGAAACUCUGAAUUCUCAAUUCCAACCGCCUUGGGGGAGCUUCACCUAUGUUACGAAACCCAGGCUUGAUCAAUCACUUAGUCUUCGUUCUGAGAGUCUGCAAUUGAGAUGCAACUGCUCAUUUUCUACCUGCUGUCCUGAAACAUGCAAUCAUGUGUACCUUUUCGAUACUGACUUUGGUGAUGCUAAAGACGUAUUUGGAAAACCUAUGCGUCAAAGGUUCCCCUAUGAUGAAAAUGGUCGCAUAAUACUAGAGGAAGGUUACCUUGUCUACGAGUGUAACCAUAUGUGCAGAUGCAAUAAAACCUGUCCAAACAAAAUACUGCAGAAUGGGAUUCGGGUUAAAUUGGAAGUCUUUAAAACAGAGAAAAAGGGAUGGGGAGUAAGGGCUGGUGAGGCUAUUUUGCGCGGCACAUUUAUCUGCGAGCUCAUAGGAGAAGUUUUAGAUGAGAGGGAGGCGCGUGACAGACGCAAAAGAUAUGGGAAAGAACAUUGCAGUUAUUUUUAUGACAUUGAUGCUCGCUUUAAUGAUAUGGGUAGAAUGUUUGAAGGAGAGUCCAAUUAUGUCAUUGAUGCUACUAGAUAUGGGAAUGUCUCUAGGUUCAUCAAUAGCAGCUGCUCACCCAAUCUUAUGAGUUACCAAGUUCUUGUAGAGAGCAUGGACUGUAAGCGUUCCCAUAUUGGUCUUUAUGCGAGUCAAGACAUUGCUUUGGGUGAAGAAUUGACAUUUGAUUAUCGCUACAAGCUGGUUCCUGGAGAAGGAGCUCCUUGUCUUUGCGGAUCUUCGAAAUGCCGGGGACGCCUUUACUAG